Messenger RNA from Saccostrea cuccullata (small rock oyster), 689 nucleotides. RefSeq names its product proline dehydrogenase 1, mitochondrial-like. NCBI's taxonomy places the organism in Eukaryota, Metazoa, Mollusca, Bivalvia, Ostreida, Ostreidae. Gene Ontology annotation, molecular function: proline dehydrogenase activity; FAD binding. The record is from RefSeq and is a predicted model, not a curated record. Gene Ontology annotation, cellular component: mitochondrion. The transcript has 3 exons. Bases 37 to 633 code for a protein of 198 amino acids.
ACGGAGUUGCGUCCCUUGUUGUUUACAUCCUACAGCAUGGCGGCAAUGUUGCGUACUUCAUUCAGUCGGAAUUUUUUGCCCCACGUACGAAUUUUAGAAGGAAAGUAUGUACAAGGAAUCUUCAGUCAGUUUGGGAGAACAAAAUUUACCUCAUCUCAGCGUCUGAAUCAGGAAUCAGUGGCCGCCAGAGACGAUAUUACAGUGAAACAUGACAGUUCAGACAACCAUUCCCCUGCUCUUGACUUGUCAUUCAACAACGCUAGAGAGGCUUACAGGAGCAAAUCAACGGCAGAAAUUGCCCGGGCAUUAUUUGUGUUCAAUAUGUGUUCUAUACCCUUACUUGUAAACCAUAACAAAACAGUAUUAAAAUGGAGCAGACGACUGCUGGGAAAGCAACUGUUUUGCAAGAUAAUGAAGGCAACCUUUUAUGGUCAGUUUGUGGCUGGAGAGGAUCAAGUUGCCAUUCGUCCACUGGUCAACAACAAUCGCAAGUUUGGAGUCAAAUCCAUCCUAGACUACAGUGUAGAGGAAGAUAUUUCAUCCAAAGAGGCUAAAGAAGCUGAGAUGAAGAGCUGUACUCCCCCAGAUGUAGACUCCCUUGAACAGAAAUUAAAUACAGACACAUGUAAGUAAAAGUUAAAUACAGACACAUAUAAGAUACAUGUAGGAAAAUCAAAGUCAAAAUGAUU